Gracilinanus agilis (Agile Gracile Mouse Opossum) is the source of this 1563-nucleotide messenger RNA. RefSeq names its product CD6 molecule (gene CD6). NCBI's taxonomy places the organism in Eukaryota, Metazoa, Chordata, Mammalia, Didelphimorphia, Didelphidae. The coding region runs from base 1 to 1563 and encodes 520 amino acids. Gene Ontology annotation, cellular component: membrane. The transcript has 10 exons. The record is from RefSeq and is a predicted model, not a curated record.
AUGGCCAGCUUAGCUGUCUGCAGAGAGCUGAGCUGUGGGAAGAUAGAGCGAGUAGUGUCUGGGACUCCUGCUCCAGAGGAACCGGAGCAUCUCCCUGUGGGUAACUGGAGUGUGGCCCUCAAUGAUACAUUGGGCUUUGCUCUGAGGUCUGUGAUCUGUGACAAAGGAGAGUGGAAGACCUGCAAGGUGCAGUCUGCUGAAUGCCCCAGUGGGAAGCCAACCACGGUCAACUGUGAAGAAAUCCAUGCUGUGCGGCUGAUGGAUGGAGGUAGUCGCUGUGCCGGUCGAGUAGAGCUGAAGGACAAAGGCUCCUGGGGGACUGUGUGUGAUGAUGCCUGGGACCUGAAGGAUGCUACGGUUGUGUGCCAACAGCUGGGUUGUGGUUGGGCUGUAGACACCCCAGGGGCCUCAGUCUUCCAGAAGGGCAAAGGACCCAUCCACCUGGAUGAGGUGAAUUGCUCUGGGACUGAGCUCUCGCUGUGGGAGUGCCCUGCCCAGAGAGACCAUGACUGUCAUCACAAAGAGGAUGUUGGUGUGGUUUGCUCAGCAUCCUCUGUGCCAUUUGGAAUACAAGAGAACGAAUUUCGGGAGCGGGUCCUCCUCAUCCUCUGCAUUGUCCUAGGAAUUCUCCUCUUGGCGGCACUCGUAGCUCUGAUUUUCACCUUUCUGAAGAUUAAAGGAAAGUAUGCUCUCCCAGUCAUGGAAAAUCAUAAUCAGCCAACAGCCCCAGCCACCAUCGGAGGCAACAAUGAGGUCUCUCUGACCAUCCCCAAAGAAGAAGCACCCAAGCUUUCCUUGCAGGUGGGAGCCCCACCCUCAAAGGACUCCGAAUCAGACUCUGACUACGAACACUAUGACUUCCACAGGCAGCCCCCUGUGCCCCUCUCCACCUUCGCUAACUCCCAGAAGUACCAAGUGACGGAGGAGAUGGCCCGGCAGAACAGGUUCAGGAUGCCGCCGCUGCAGGAGGAUCACCCCGUCCCAGCUCCGCAGAAUUACCCGAGGUACAACAGCGAGUCAAGUACAUCUUCCGGGGAGGCUUACUGCAAUAGUCCCACCAGCAAGCUGCCUCAGUCCAACUUCCAAGGCUUUCCUUCAGAGAGCAAAUGCCUCCUGAAGCCAGAGCCCAACCUGGAGCUGGCUGGGUCCCGGGCCACUCUGCUUGGUGCCUUUGAUCCAGCUCCUCAGAAUUACCUGAGGCACAAUAGUGAGUCCAGCACCUCUUCUGGGGAAGGUUACUGCAAUAGUUCCACCGGCAAGCUGCCUCAGUCCAACUUCCAGGGCUUUUCUUCAGAGAGGAACCUCCUGGAGCCAACUCCAAAUCUGGAACUGGCUGGGUCCCGGGCCACUCUUCUUGGAACCUGCCCUGGAGUUGUUUCAGCAGCACCAGCGGCUGAGGACAGUUCCAGCACCUCCUCUGGGGAGUGGUAUGAGAAUUAUGACUCACCCCAGCCCCCUCCCUUGGUGCCCUUUGGGUGUCCAGAACUAACUACCCCAGCAGUCACGGGCAGUUUUGAAGAUGACUCAUCUGAGGAGGACUAUGAUGAUAUCGGAGCUGCAUAG